This is a messenger RNA of Rotaria sp. Silwood2, 729 nucleotides long. Lineage: Eukaryota; Metazoa; Rotifera; Eurotatoria; Philodinida; Philodinidae. The record is from the annotation of a GenBank genome assembly.
AUGCUUCGAUUCACUAACGUCGAUCAUAAACCAACAAGGCUUCCACCUGUCUAUGGAUAUCGCACUCAUCCACUGCUUCCACUUCGACAAGCUCUUGAUCCUAUCGUCUCUCGAAUAGACCAACUAGAUGAGUUUAUUAAAAUUGCAAAGACUGAAUGUCAUUUUCCCUCAGAACAUGGUCUUACUCGUGAAGAAUCAGCAACGAUCUACCUUUAUACUAUGGAUUGGGGUGAACAAAGUCUCUAUCGAGUACUUAAUGCAGUGCUUCGUGAGAAAGAUCGAUCAGUAUUAGUACCAUGGCAUGGUUAUCUCAAAUUAUUUGACACUGCAUUAAAAAAACUACCUAGUCUCCAAAUCAACUUAUGGCGUGGUAUCAAUGGUGACAUUAGUAAGAACUACAAAGAAGAUGAUGAAAUAACUUGGUGGUGUUUUAGUUCAUGUUCAUCUACAGUUAAAGUCGUCAAACAAUUUCUUGGAUCUGUAUCGACAUUACUCAUGGUGGAAGCCAAAAACGGAAAAGCUAUAUCAACGUAUAGUAACUUUCCACAAGAAAAUGAAGUUAUUCUUCCAUUAGGUACUAGAUUUCGUGUUGUUAGCGACGCACUAGAUCAUGCAUCAUUAAACGUGAUACAUUUGCGCGAAUUGACUGAUGAAAAUGAUCAAGAAUUAACAUCAUCCUUUGCAAAUAUGGACGUCACUACAUCAGUGAAGCCAUCAGUGGGUGAGUAG